CCUUUGUCAUGGUUACGUGCUACGUCAUGAAGCCCGUAUUCGCCGGAAACAUGGAAAGAGUUCAUAGCAGCGGGCGAGAUCCCGGUGGAUAACCAUGUCUGACGUAUAGCAACCACCAAGGUGACUACUUAACUUCCUGCUCACAAUCCUUCUCAAGACUGUUUUAAUUUGCGAUUUGUGUGACUGUGCACUUUCCUCUUAGUACUUUACCAACCUAUCUUAACCAAAUUAUAUUGAACACCAUGCCGUAUCUUAAACUUCGAGACGGAGCCGAGCUUUUCUACAAGGACUGGGGCAAUCCAGAUGGGCAGAUCGUCACAUUCUCUCAUGGCUGGCCACUCAGCAGCGACAACUGGGAGAACCAGAUGUUCUUCCUGGCCGAGCAUGGCUACCGCGUCAUUGCGCACGACCGACGGGGUCAUGGGCGAUCUACCCAGACCUGGAACGGCAACAACAUGGAUACAUUUGUGGAUGACCUGAAGGAGCUUUUCGAGCAUCUCAACAUUAAAGAUGCCAUGAUGGUCGGGCAUUCUCAUGGCGGAGGAGAAGUGACCCAUUUUCUCGGCAAGCAUGGUACCAGCCGCGUCAAGAAAGCUGUGAUUGUCGGGGCUGUGCCACCGCUGAUGGUCAAGUCCGCGGCAAACCCCGAGGGAACAGACAAAUCGGUCUUCGACUCCUUCCGCGAAGCGAUGCGUAAAGACCGGGCACAAUUCUUUUUGGAUGUUCCUAGUGGACCAUUCUUCAAUUUCAACCGGGACGGGGUCCAGAAAAGCGAGGGACAAAUUCGGAGCUGGUGGCAGCAAGGCAUGAAUACGAGCUUUAAAACAGCAUACGAUGCAAUCAAGGACUUUUCAGAGACAGAUUUCACGGAGGACCUCAAAAAAAUUGACAUCCCAGUCCUGGUUCUCCACGGCGACGAUGACCAAAUAGUUCCCAUUGAGGCGUCCGGGUACAAAUCCGUGAAGCUUUUACGACAAGGAAAGCUGAAGGUCUAUCCAGGAGGGUCUCACGCCAUCCACAACAUUAACAUCGACGAGGUUAACAAAGAUCUUCUCAACUUCCUUGAGUCCUAGAAAGGAUAAUUCUACCUGUCGUUCUUCUUGGCGGCAUUUGGAAAGACUUCACUCACUCGUACCGGAUGAUGUGGAAUCAUUUAUUGUUUUUUAAUGCUCGCUUAGAAGCAGUACAGUAUGCUAUGUGACCCGCAGGGUUUAAUUAUUUCCUAUGCUUCCUUAGCUUCGGCGAUACACGUUGCGGACCUUUUGAUAAUAACAAUCCCUGCAAGCCGACAAUCAUCAUUUGAACGUGGGUCGUGAUCGUUGAUCAUCAGUUCCUAGCUUGUUUAUUUAAUUGUUCGAUUUUAUGAUCAAA
Molecule: messenger RNA, 1371 nt
Organism: Aspergillus pseudotamarii
Lineage: Eukaryota; Fungi; Ascomycota; Eurotiomycetes; Eurotiales; Aspergillaceae
Product: alpha/beta fold hydrolase
Exons: 2
Coding region: 243-1073 (276 amino acids)
Molecular function (GO): catalytic activity
Source: RefSeq, a predicted model, not a curated record